AUGGAGUGGAGUGCGCUUGAGAUUCCGACGACCCUCUCUGCGAAUGAUGCCGAGACUGUUUAUCACGGUUUGAGUUUCUUGAGAAGCACGAGUGUUCCUGUUCCUGAGGGAGCGACUGACUUGCUUGACGCACUCCGGCUCUUAGCACCGACACACUCGGCGGUGGCAGACCCAAUGAUAAAGAUCCUGGCUCCUGUGGUAACGCCACCACGUCGCAAGACGGAUCAGGCCCACGAAAAGUCGAACAAAGCAUCAGCAGAGGCAUUCAAAUACGAUGGAGGCGCGGAUAUUGAUGCAUGGCCCGUGUCCCAAUUUUUCGGGAUGCUGAGCUCAUGUGGAGGUCAGGAUGGCAUUUUGUCCAUUGUCCAAAGUUCUGGAAGUGGCAAGAGCCGAUAUGUGGCGGAUAUUGCGCAGGAAACGCUGGUCUUUUAUGCUUCGUUGGCGAAAUCGGAGUCAGCGUAUCCGCCAAAGACUGUGAUAGGAGAGGCGCUGCUGACAUGCAAAACCUCAACCGAGGUUAUUGGGGUGCUCGCGGUCUGGGUUGCUCGUGCCAGAGACAUGUUGUCGAAGGAGGGUCUUGCCUCCCACAAGCUCAGUGAGUGGAAUACGUGGCAGAGGCAAGCACACGAUUUGACAGAUGUCACGGAGAUCUUGAAUCGGGCACAUGUUUUGAACCCGACUAUAGCCACUUUGGAGGAGGCCCUCGCGAGUUUGCCCGUCAGUCCCAGUGUCAUGAGGUAUUCUCCUCACAUCUUGUUUUGCUUCGACGAGGCAAGGAUUACUUUGGAAACCAGAGUGACCAUCGACGAGCCGGACAUCGCUGGAGAUGCCUCAAAGCCUAAUGAGAAAUUGUCGUUGUUCCGGUGCUUGCGACGGAUUGUUCGUCUCCUGCGGUCCCGCAAAGAACGAGCACGCAUACCGCUGUGUUGGGGAUUGUUCUUAGACACGUUGUCGCGUGUACAGAACUUUUUACCAGCUGCUCAUUUAGAUCCUUCGGAUCGGCCAAGUCUAGAUGACAAGGACUGGUGCAUGCCUGCUUUGCCAUGUGUGGUUCCGCUGUGCGCGCCUACGGUCAAACUCGAGUGCCAUACUUACAGGUCUAUAACUCAAGACGGAUUUAUUGUUAGGUUUGGUCGACCAAUCUGGGCGGCCUACUAUGGCACUGUCAGUGCGGGUCAACUGGAGGCAUUGGCCGAAAAGAAGAUAUUGUACGAUUGUGGGCCUGAGGGCUGGUUUGCAGCGGGCGCCAUGCUGGCAAGCAUUCUUGUUACGCCGACUUUUACAUUUGCUGAAAGGUUGGUUAAUUUUCAUUCGGCGUUUCUCCUCGCGAUGGAUAGCGAUCGGCUUCGACACUGCAUCGACUACAGAUCCGAGCCGUAUGUGAGCAAAGUUUUACUGGCCUCGCAUUUUAACAUUCGGCAUCCGGACAAGGUGGUAAAAGUGCUCGAAGCGGUCGCUGGAACUGUGCAAAUGGGCCUUGUCAACGAGGGUGAGAACGGUGAAGUUGCAGCCAGGCUGAUCCUUCUGUUAUGUGUCGAUGCGACGAAACGAUGGUCUGGCAAGGAUUUGAUCACUAGACUUGUUGGCCGGAAAUUAGCAUCUGAGGCCAACGC
Messenger RNA from Gregarina niphandrodes, 1613 nucleotides. RefSeq lists its product as hypothetical. The transcript is spliced from 2 exons. Lineage: Eukaryota; Apicomplexa; Conoidasida; Eugregarinorida; Gregarinidae. The record is from RefSeq and is a predicted model, not a curated record. The annotation marks the transcript as partial.